AUGCACGUAGCUGUCAAGGACUGCGUCGCGCUCUUAAUCUACUCUUUCACUUUCCUACUGGGUCUUCCUGCCAACCUGCUGGUUCUGUUCGUGUACGUCCGGAAGGCCUCCAAGCGUGGCGCCACACCCAAUGUGGUCUACGCCCUCAACUUGUGCCUGGCCAACCUGGCGCUAGUGGCCUGGCUGCCCGUCAAGGCCUUGGAGACUUUACUUCAAGACUGGAUGCUCCCGGCCCCCGUGUGCCUUGCUUAUAGCUUCUUCCUCUUCUCCUCACUCUAUGGAAGCUGCCUCUUCAUCACGGCGGUGACGAUGGGACGCUACCUCAGCAUCGCCUUCCCCAUUAUCUACAAGCGAUACCGCCGUGCUCGCAUCUCGUGCUUCAUCAGCGCUGCCCUAUGGGCUUUGGUGCUGCUUCACCUCGGCGUUGGCCUGGCGGCUGAAGGUGGAGCCCACUUUGUUUCAGUUAAGGAUGACGCUACUGCGUGCUAUGAUCACUUCAAUCCCUCCCAACUAGCCGUGCUGCUGCCUCUACGCUUGGAGAUGGCAAUCGUUCUUUUUCUCCUUCCUCUGAUCGUGUCAUCGUUCUGCACGCUGCGCUGCGUCACCCUGGUGUGGCGCUCCAACUUGCGGCCCAUGGGGAAGAGGAGAGUUCUCACAGUGGCCCUGUCCACGCUGGCUGUGUUUGUGGUGUGCUACGCUCCCUACAACACAUCGCACCUUGUCGGGUUUGCAUUGGGGGAGAACGUGGAGUGGAGAACCUACGCCAUGUUGACAAGCUCCUGCAAUGUGUUCCUGGAGCCGGCUGUCAUGUUGAUGCUGUCACCCGCCGUGUCUAGGGGCUUCAUGGGAAGAAUGUGCGGAGGGCAAAGCCACUUCAGCCGCAUUGAAGGCGGUCGCCAGAAUUGCACCACCCCAACUGUGGCUCAUGUCAGGUCACCAGCAACGACCACUGAGAGGAGUGCUGAGGUGCCCAAACUGAGUCAGGAAUGA
This is a messenger RNA of Doryrhamphus excisus (bluestripe pipefish), 990 nucleotides long. RefSeq names its product free fatty acid receptor 3. Gene Ontology annotation, biological process: G protein-coupled receptor signaling pathway; response to fatty acid; positive regulation of insulin secretion. Gene Ontology annotation, molecular function: bioactive lipid receptor activity. Gene Ontology annotation, cellular component: plasma membrane. The record is from RefSeq and is a predicted model, not a curated record. NCBI's taxonomy places the organism in Eukaryota, Metazoa, Chordata, Actinopteri, Syngnathiformes, Syngnathidae.